ACAGAACAGUCCAGCGCCCCAGUAGAAAAAAACAUUACUUUGGAAAGGCCUUCUGACCUGGAACUCAUAUGCCAGUUCACGACAUCUGGGGAUUUGAAUUCAGUGAAUGUGACUUGGAAAAAAGAUGAUGUAUUUCUUGAGAAUUUUGAUGUUUUCAACACAACUAAAGUGGGAAACACCUUGUACAGUCAGUACAGGUUCAUCAUUUUUAAUAGCAAACAAAUGGGAAAUUAUUCUUGUUUCUUGAAUGGAGAAGAGGAGCUCAGAGGAACAUUUAAUAUCAGAGUACCCAGUGUUCAUGGAAAAAACAAGCCAUUGAUCACUUAUGUGGGGGAUUCUACUGUCCUGAAGUGUGAAUGUCAAGAUGGUCUUCCUUUAAACUGGACUUGGUACAUGAGUAAUGGAAGUGUACAGGUUCCUAUUGAUGUUUACAAGAAUGAUAAGUAUGUUAUAAAUGGAUCCUAUGCUAAUGAAACACGACUCAAGGUAAAGCAUCUCUUGGAGGAAGAUGGAGGCUCCUACUGGUGCCGGGCAGUCUUCCAGUUAGGUGAGAGUGAAGAACACAUUGAGCUGGUGGUACUCAGCUUCAUGGUGCCCCUCAAGCCGUUUCUCGCCAUCAUUGCGGAAGUUAUUCUCUUAGUGGCUAUCAUUCUGCUUUGUGAAGUGUACACACAGAAAAAAAAGAAUGACCCAGAUGAUGGGAAAGAAUUUGAACAAAUUGAACAGCUGUAAGUAUUUUUUAUUGAUUUU
This is a messenger RNA of Peromyscus maniculatus bairdii (prairie deer mouse), 750 nucleotides long. NCBI's taxonomy places the organism in Eukaryota, Metazoa, Chordata, Mammalia, Rodentia, Cricetidae. The record is from RefSeq and is a predicted model, not a curated record.